UUUCCUUCAUCGUUCUCUUGUCGUCGUCGUCGCCAUGUUCCCGUGGUGUCUGUCGAAGCCCGCGGACUUCCCCGGCAGCCGCAGCUCCAUCGCCAAGCUGCUGCUCGGGGUCUUCGUGGUGUACGCGCUGCACACCGCCUGGCUGCUGUACGGCUUCCUGCACACCAAACCCUGCGAUGGCAGCUCCGGGGAGCACUGCAUCACCUCCUACCUGACGGCAAGAGCCCGCCUGCAGAUGAGUGUCUUCACUUGCCUUGUGCCAGACAACAGCCAACUCCACCUCGCUGUAAAAAUAGACCCCUUUGACCCGGACUCCGCAUUUGAGAGGCAGGUGAAUGUCUCCGUGCCGGAGCCGACCCGCGCUAACGGCACUCUGUUUGCCGUGGUGUACGUUCACAGAGCCGGGGUUUCACCUCUGGAGGACAGCAGGGAAGUUCACUACGCAGCGCAGCUUACCACCUACAUCACUCCCGCGUACAGAGACGGGCAGAGAGACACGCAGAAGAGGUCAAGUCCCAGAUCAGAGAAUACUGUGUCCCACUGGAGACCUCACCUGGCAAUUACUUUGAUGUCGGAGGACUUCACCUUCAACAGAGCGGGGCUUCCUAGUGACGUGCGGCGCUACAUGAGAGUCUCACAGGAAGGCCGACAAAUGAUCUACCUCCCUCUGCUGCUGGUUAACGAGCUCAGCUUCAGAGUCAGAGAUCUCCUGGAGAUCAGCAGCAGCACCGUUCAGCUCCCUCUGACUGUGUCCUACGAGGGAAUCUCUUUAAGGGGAUUCAGAUUCUGGGUGCAUCUACAGGACGUGGUUUAUUCCCUGCGACAGUUUGGCUUCACUGAGGAGAACAUAGAUGAAAUUAAAGAGACUUUGCUGGGCUCCAACCUCUACCUGUUAGUGUUGACUGCACUCAUCACAGCUCUGCAACUCAUCUGUGAAUUCUUGGCUCUUAAAAAUGACUUCAGCUCAUGGAGGAAAAAGAAGAGCAUGGUGGGAAUGUCCAGGAAGUCAGUUCAGUGGCGCAGUCUCAGCACUUUGCUGAUCUUCCUGCACCUGCUGCAGGAGACCAGUUUACUGGUGCUGCUCCCUGUUGGACUGGGAGCAUGUGUAGAGGUAUGGAAGGUGUUUACAGUGUUUAAGAUCCAGUUUCAAUGGAAAAGCUCCAAGCUCCAUGUAAAUAAGCUAGAUGAGGAAGAAAGAAAGACAGUGGAGUACGACACACAGGCGUCCAGAUACUUGUCCUACUUGGUCUAUCCUCUGUGCAUCAGCGGAGCUAUUUUCUCACUGGCCUACUUUCGCCAAAAGAGUUACUACUCCUGGUUGGUCAACACGCUAGUGACAGGGGUGUAUGCCUUUGGCUUCCUGUCUAUGGCCCCACAGCUAUUCAUCAACCACAAGCUGAAGUCCGUGUGCCACCUGCAGGGGACAGUGUUGCUGUACAGAGGGGUAAACACGCUGAUCUCAGACCUGUGCUCCUGUGCCUCCUUUUUCUCCUCGUCUGGAUCUUUCUCCUCCUCUCAUCAACUAUCCUGCUUCAGAGAUGAGAUCCUCUUCUUCCUCUACCUCUAUCAGCGAAGGCGUUAUGCCCACAAGUCCAGGAGGCGAGAGUCCGGGACCCACAGCAAGAAACUAAAGACUCAAUGAGGAGAAGACAAAUUCCUCUCCUCUCCUUUUCUUCACAGACAAAUGCACAAACACACAAAAACAAGGUAAAAGAUGUGACGCGGAGGCUCAGGCAGGACGCCCGUCCACGUUUGCCACAGCAGCUUCUAACUGAUCCAGGAUGAUGUUGGUGCGCACUAUUAAAUCGAAUCCCAAAUAUGCGCAACAUACUGUAUUUGUUUUUAUUUGGAGUCUUUGUGAUCCGGGCUAGAAUUUAAAAUAAUGUCUAUGGUUUGAACAUUGCGUGGCUUUGCAUCACAAGUGUGUAACAUUAGACAUACAAGAGCAACGUGGCCCCGGACGAUUGUGAGAAGCUCAAAGCAACAUGAAGCAUUUUCUACUCUCCAUUGAGAAUAUAUAUAAUAAAUGACUUAUGUUGAAGGUG
This is a messenger RNA of Gasterosteus aculeatus aculeatus (three-spined stickleback), 2045 nucleotides long. RefSeq names its product lipid scramblase CLPTM1L. Gene Ontology annotation, cellular component: membrane; endomembrane system. The record is from RefSeq and is a predicted model, not a curated record. NCBI's taxonomy places the organism in Eukaryota, Metazoa, Chordata, Actinopteri, Perciformes, Gasterosteidae.